Messenger RNA from Acanthosepion pharaonis, 528 nucleotides. NCBI's taxonomy places the organism in Eukaryota, Metazoa, Mollusca, Cephalopoda, Sepiida, Sepiidae. The record is from the annotation of a GenBank genome assembly.
AUGUAUAAAAUUAAUGCAAUCUUCCUGUUGUUUCUGAUAUUUCUUUCUUUAUUUAUUUAUUUAUCUAUCUAUCUAUCUAUCUAUCUAUCUAUCUAUCUAUCUAUCUCAGUCUGUUCAUAUCUAUGUAUCGCUGUUCAUAUCUAUCUAUCUAUCUAUCUAUCUAUCUAUCUAUCUAUGUUUUUAUCCGAGUCUCUUUCUAUCUAUCUAUCUAUCUAUCUAUCUAUCUAUCUAUCUAUUUAUAUCAGUCUGCUCAUAUCUAUCUAUCUGUCCAUAUCUAUCUAUCUAUCUAUCUAUCUAUCUAUCUAUCUAUCUAUGUUCAUAUCUAUGUAUUCUCAUUGUGCUCACAACUAUCUCAUUCUGUUCAUAUCUAUCUAUCUAUCUAUCUAUCUAUCUAUCUAUCUAUCUAUCUAUCUAUGUUCAUAUCUAUCUAUUCUCAAUGCGCUCACAACUAUCUCAUUCUGUUCAUAUCUAUCUAUCUAUCUAUCUAUCUAUCUAUCUAUCUAUCUAUCUAAGAAACGGGGACAAUAA